AUGGGUUGUUGUGGCUGUAGAGGAAGCUGUACCACCUGCAACAGCUGUGGUGGCUGCGGCUGUGGUGGCUGUGGCGGCUGUGGCGGCUGCGGAGGCUGUGGCUGUGGAGGCUGCGGUGGCUGUGGCAAUUGUUGCUGUACCACCUGUAGCUGCCGCCGUGUAGGCUGCUGCUCUGGCUGCUGCCCCUGCUGCUGUGGCUGCUGUGGGGGCUGCUGCAGCCCUACAGUGGUCUGCUGCCGCCGCACCUGCUGCUGUGGUGGCUGUGGUGGCUGUGGCUGUGGCUGUGGCAAGGGCUGUGGCUGUUGCAAAGGCUGCUGCCAACAGAAAUGCUGCUGCCAACAGUGCUGCUGUAAGAAGCAAUGUUGCUGCUAGGUGGGAGUGAUUGGCUCUGAGCUUCCAGGAAGGACCUGGUGGGGACACAUGUGAAGCAUGAAGGUAAGACUUUUCUUCAUCUCAGCCUAUUUGUUUCUCUCUUCCUUGUAUGCCAUCUCCUAGGCUCACUGCAGUUGAGUGAGUACCUUCCUAAUUGUUGGAUGAUUUUGAUUUUUGUGAAAAGCAGCAUGAUGUAGUGAAUAAAGCACAGGACUUGGAAAUGGGGGAAACCUAGAUUCAAAUCCUAGCCUUGGACACUUAUUAGCUAUGCUGACUCUAGGCAAAUUAAUCUUACAGAGGCCCAAUUUUCUCACCUGCAAAGUUGGGAAGGUGGCUGGAUCUGAUGGCUAUCAAAAGCUCUUCCAGUUUUAAACCUAUAUUUCUAUGACUGUGCUAUCUCAGACUCUAAUCUCUUCUCCUAGGUAUAAUUCUAUCACCAUUAUGUCAUUUUACAAAUCCUCCAAAAGAUUAUCAUGUAUCAAGUCAUAAAUAUACAAAUUCUCUCAUCUUUUUAUCUUCUUCAAUUUCCCAUGAGAUAUUAUCUUUUCAAUUUGUUACCUACAUUUUUUCUUUUUAGAUUAUAUAAAUAUGUUACUGUUCUCUUCUGCUAUAUUUUUCUACUAAUUCUUUUGCUACUUUCAAUAAAAUAUACCGAACAAACACACAACAGUCUCCUUUUCCUUAUUUAAUUGUUUCUUUCUCACAUAAAAGAAUUAUUUUCUCCCUCCCACCCCCCUCACUUAAUAUGAAUCAGCAAACUCUGUUUAGCCUGAUACUUUCUUUUAAGUCAAACUCAUUUCUUUUUAAAAAAGAUCUUUAUGAACAUUUUAAUCACCCUUUCUCCCAAUAUAUCCUUCUUCCUCCUCCUCUUCCUCCCCCAAUCCAUUCUAUAACAAAAAAGAAAUAGUAAGAAAAAUGCAUUUCAACAAAAAUCAAACAAUACAAUGGAACCUGACACAGACUCACAUUUUCAAGAUGAUUUUACUCUAUAUGAGUUGUUACUAUGAAAUCAUGAUAAAUCACUUGUCUCCUGCUUUAAGCAUUUCCUACUGAAACCUUGUUUCAUCUCUCAUUUCUAGAUUCUCUCCAGGCAAUAGGAAUAUUGUAUUACUUAGUGGGAGAAAAUGCUGAAGUAUUAUCUCAACUCAAUGAAAACAGUAAUAAUUAACUCACAUUUACAUAGUCACAAGUCAAGUCAACAAGCCAUUCAUUAAGUAUUUUCUAUGUGCUGGGCCUUUUACUAAGCACUAGAAAUACAAAUAGAAACAAAAAGAAAGAUGGUUUCUGCCUUUAAUGAAAUUACAAUCAAAUUGGUGAAGAUAAAACAUAAAAGGAUGCUUAGAAAUGAUUGCAGGAGUUCUGAGAGAAGGUACCAGAGGGAUCGUAGCAGAGAAAGAAGUCAGCUAUGAGAGCAGCUUCGAGAGAAAUGAAGCAAUGAACAUGGCUACUUUUCUGGUCAUUUUCCUUAAAUUAAAAACUCUUCGAGGAACUGACCAGUCAGAGAAAAGGACUAUAGGGGCUGACUGACCUUGGGUGGAAGAAGACUAAUGCAUCAUGAUGAAGAAAGAAGUUUACAGAGCUAGAAAUGGAGCCCGGAGAAGAAUCCAUGAUUUUUUCAUAAAAAGCUUGUGGCAAAGUUCAUAUAAAUAUUAUAAUCCCAUUUUACAGAUUAAAGAAACUACCAGUAAUUCAUCUAGAUGAUUACUUUCCCAUAGUUAUUAUCAUGUAGCCAGUACUCUAUCUGUAACUUAAGUCCAAGCAGCAUUAUUUAAUGCUAGUGAUUUUAAUUUCUUUUCUCAUUACUUCAAAAAAUAGCAAGACAUGCAGUGGCUAGAGCCCUAGCCUUGGAAUCUGGAGGACCUUGUUAUGCCCUGAAUUGUCACAUGCUGAAUUGUUAUGCUCUCCCCUUUUUUUUCCUUUGCUAUUAGGACUGGGAGAACCGAGUCAGGAAAAAUCUUGAAGCUCUGGCCACUUUAUAUUCCAGUGCAUCAUAAAAUCCAGGUGCAUUAACUCAGUCCUUGCUAGGAUAAUUCCCCCUCCAUUUGAGUAUUGCCCCUCAUCUUGCUGUCUCCUGCCCUUGACUUUCUUAUCUUGACCCUUAUCCUGUCAGGACUAAGUUACGAUCCUUUUCUGAAAUUAUGGCUUGUCCACUCACCCAGUGUCCUCACCCCCUCACUUCCCUUACCUGCUUUUGUUUCCCCUAUAAGAUUGUAUACUCAGGUUUUUCUGUUUGCAAACUCUAGUUAGCUAUAAAAGUUCCCUGCCUCAG
Antechinus flavipes (yellow-footed antechinus) is the source of this 2641-nucleotide messenger RNA. RefSeq names its product small cysteine and glycine repeat-containing protein 5-like. Lineage: Eukaryota; Metazoa; Chordata; Mammalia; Dasyuromorphia; Dasyuridae. The coding region runs from base 1 to 372 and encodes 123 amino acids. The record is from RefSeq and is a predicted model, not a curated record. The transcript has a single exon.